Molecule: messenger RNA, 4080 nt
Organism: Didymodactylos carnosus
Lineage: Eukaryota; Metazoa; Rotifera; Eurotatoria; Philodinida; Philodinidae
Source: the annotation of a GenBank genome assembly
AUGACGUUAGCAAACAUGUCCGAUGUAAAUAUAAAUAACCAUCAAGAUGAAAAAGAUGAUUCUGGUAUUGAGCAAGACAAUAGUAUUAUUUAUAUAAGAAUUGCCGUUGAAGAUCAAAAUUUGCAGAAAGUGUUAAAAUUUAAUUUGGAUGAUACUGUAUGGAGUGCAAAAUUAAAAGUUUUACAACAUUUAUUAAAAGAAGUGAAUGAUGGUUUAAAUUUUGGAUUAUAUUCACCCCCCUGUAAUGGACGUGCAGGAAAAUUUUUAGAUGAAUCAAGAUGUAUUCGAGAUUAUCCAUUAUGUCAGCCAGUGGGAUAUUUGGAAUUUAAAUAUAAAAGACGGGUUUACAAAGCUGUCCAUCUUAUGCAAAAAAAUAUUAAUUCAAAAACAAAUAUGAAAAAAUUUGUUGAUUGUAUAAAAAUGGAACAAACAUUUAAAGUUGCCAGAUAUCUUGAACGAGGAUUUGAUCCAAAUAUUCAGAUAACUGAUGACGGUAUGAUACAUACACAAAUUAGAAGAAUUCAAUAUUAUUUAAAAUGUCUCAUUUUAGAAACUCCUCUAACGUGUGCAAUUGAUCUACAGAAUCCACGUGAAAUGAUAAUGACGUUAGUUAAUGGUGGUGCACAUCUUGAUUAUAGAACAAAAGAUGGACAAACACCUUUACACAAAGCAGCCAUAAACAAUAAAAAAGCAGCCAUUAUGAUUAUUCUUGAAUUGGGUGGUUCACCAAAUGUUUAUGACGAAAAACAAUUGACACCAUUGUAUUAUUGUAUAUUAUAUAAAGCAGAUCCAUAUUGUGCUCAAUUAUUACUACAAGAUCAUAGUAUUGUUGAUUGUACAGAUGAAAAUCUUUCAACAGAAAUUCAUCAGGCUUGUCGUUUUGGACUUGUUCAACAUAUUGAAAAUCUUCUAUUUUAUCGAGCUGAUAUUAAUGCAAAAAAUACAGCAGGAAAUACACCGUUACAUGUUUGUGCAGCUAAUAAUCAGGAAAGCUGUGCACGUGUAUUAUUAUUUCGUGGCGCUGAUACAACAUCUAUAAAUAAAGCAAACCAAACACCGUACGAAUUAGCUUUAGUAUCACAAAAUUUGUCAAUUGCAAGUAUUAUUCAACAACAUAAACCGGACUAUGUUGUACCCUAUCGUGAAAAUCCUGUUAUAAAUCCUAAACGGCGUAGUAUCUACGUUGAACAACGUCUUCGCACUAAUUGUACAUCAGCUUCGUCAUCGUUGAAUAGUCGUUCUCAAAGUAUGCCAAAAUUAAAUGGCGGUAUGAAUGGAUCGAUUCGUAGUCAUAGUCCGAUAAAUGAUUAUUUUCAAACACAAUCCAGUCGAUCAUCAUCACCAAAAUCAUUUAGUGUUAAUAGUGAUCACGGUUUUGGAUCAGAGAGUGCAUCACAUCUCUCAGGAGGAUCUCCGAUUGUUCAAACAUCUAUUGUCAAUGGUGGUUAUACAUAUUCAAGAAAACGUCUGUAUGCAGCUGCACCCGGACGAAAAUGUGUCUGUAUUAAACCGUUUAAAGCUCAACAACAAGGCGAAUUAACAUUGAAAAAGGGAACUAUCAUGGAAAUUUUGAGCGUUGGUGAACAAGGCUAUUUGGAAGGACGUUCUAAAGAUGGUGAAGGCUGGUUUCCAAGUCAUCAUGUUCAAGAUAUAUGUGUAUUUAAAAAUGGUGAAACAAUGAAUGAUGACACAAUUGUUAUACGUCGUGAUGCAUUGUCUGCUUUAAUGAUUAAUAAUGAUUCAUUUAUGCCCAGAACAGUUGUAUUACAACGAGGAAAAAAAGGUUUUGGAUUUGUUUUAAGAGGAUCAAGAGAUGCUGGUAAAUUAUUUAAUCCUACACCAUCAUUUCCUGCCUUACAAUUUCUUGACAGUAUCGAAAAAGGAAGCAACGCAGACAAAGCUGGACUUAAACAAAAUGAUUAUGUGUUAGAAAUAAAUAAUUUAAAUGUAAUAUCGAUGCCUCAUGAAGAAUGUGUAAAUUUAAUUAAGAAAGCCGGUGAUACGUUAGCAUUAAAAGUUGUUACAGCAGUACCAAUGACAAAUGAUUGUACAUCAACAAUAACAUUAAAUAUGAUUAAUAAUAAUUAUUCACAAUCAUUACCGUAUAGAAGAAAAGCACCUAUUUUAAUCCGACUACCUGAUUCAACGGGUGUUUGUGAAACACUUGCUAAUUCGUGUAGAUCAUCAUCAAAAUCAUUGAGUAUAUCAAAUCAUCCACCAUUUAAUUAUUUAUUUCGAUCAAAAAAUGAUGGUUAUAUAAAUACGGUUAUAGAAGAACUUGAUCGUACAUUAGCUGAGUAUGAAUAUGGAAGUAUGUUAAAUUCACAAUCAACUUCCGACAUGAAUUAUUUACCGUUAAAACGUCAAACGUUUAAUGAAGAAAUAGCAUUGACAAAUAUGAAUAAAAUCAUUACUAGAACAACACCAUCACUAUCAAUUAGAAGAGGAAAAUCAAAACCUGUUGUACCAGAACGUGAAUCCAGUCUCUACGAUUGUUUUUCGGCUAUAAACGGUAAUCAAUCACAACAACAUCAACAAAUUUAUGGAACAUUUCGACCAUUAUCAUCAUCGCUACAGACUCAACGUCAUCUCGCUACAAGUGUACCUAAUUUAAGACAUAAUUCGAAUUCGUCAUCAAACGAAGCUGACGAAGAAUCAUCAUUAUCGUCUUUAAAUAGUAAUCAACAUCCGCAACAGCAAAAUCCAUAUAUUGAAAUAACAAAUUCAUCAACUACAAAUACUUUGGUAUCGUCUGAUGGAAUUUAUAUGACACCAUCACUAGUGAUGAAUACAUCUACAUCUUUAACAACGUUUAAAGGCACAGCACCUCUUGCACCACCUCCCGUUCCUCCUCCAUUUCCACCUUCUUUUCCUUCGUCAAUCGAUAAAGUAAAACCGAGCGAUGUUAAAAAGCGUUCAAUGGUUAAAAAACAAUUAUUGUAUGCAUCCUUAAACUCGAAUAAUAAUAAUAAUAAUAAUAAUCGUGAUAGUGAAACAACGAAUAGUGACAAUGAAAGACAACAGUCGAUGCCUCCACCUCCACCACCACCGUUUCCACCUCAAUUAAAUAAAUUAACUCCACAACAUCAAUUCUCGCAACAACCUUCACAAAUAAAACUUGCACAUGAAAAACCUGUAAUAACUACGGCAACAAUUGUUGGAGAUGGAAAUCUACAAACAGAAAUUGAACAAGCAAGAAAUCGUUUAAAAAAACCACAAGCUAUACAAAUAGUACACGUACCAAAAAAAGAGACAAUACAAUCAAAAUCGAUACAACAACGACCAUUAUCCACCUUAUCAAACGGAAGAACAACUUCAUCUUCACCUUCAUCGUUAAAUACUCCGCCACGUUCAACUAUUCUUCAUCCAUCUUCAACUUAUACUGAACUAAAAAAUAUUGUUAUUGAGGAUUUAACACCGUCUACAACCGUCACAUCAUUUCCACCUCCACCAUCUCCUACAACUUUGAGAAAAAAUACAACGUCAGAACAAAAUAUAACAUUGACAAGAUUAACAAAUGAACAAUCAUCAUCUUUAUCAUCAACUAAAUCAGUUUUUUCACUACCCACAUCUCUUUCUCAAGGUGUAACAGAUGUAAGACACGAUGCAAAUUUUUCAUCUGUUAUUGCACAAAAAGCAGCUGAAAAACAAGCGAGAUUUAACGAAACAAAACCAGUAAAACAAAUUCCAGCAACAUUCUUUUCUGGUAUAAAUCAAGCAACUAUUCAAUAUCAACAAAAAUCAACAACAUACUAUAAUCAAGUAUCUACCAAUGGAACAACAACAGGAAAUGUUAAACAAACAGCUGAUAUGAACAACUAUUUUAAUGGUGAAAUAUCUCGUCCGCAUCUCACAUCAUCCUCAUCGACUGUAACAUCUUCCUCAUCAUCUUCUCCGUCACAAUCAUCCUCGUUAUCAAAUUCACCUGUUCAUCAACAACGUUUUAGUCAUGCUGCAAAUCAGUUACUAGAAGGUUUAAAACGUCGUACUACUCAAAAUGCACAUCAGCAACAAACAUCAAUGAUUAAACAUUAUAAUCAUCAGGGUACUGGUAGUACCAGUGAUGGUGAUAAAAAUUAA